AUGCCAACGUAUGAACUGUUUCGAGCCAUACUAGUUGCAGCAGUAGCUCGCCGUAAAGCGAAUUCUUCAUGGGCACGGCACAGUGUCGACAUCGCUGACAUUGAACAAAAGUACACAGCGGCAGCCCAGGAUAGUGAUAAGUGUCUAGAGGCAAUCAAGGAUUUCGAUGUCUUGUUCCAAUGCGAGGACGACCCAGAAAGACGGGAGUGGUUUACAAAGCGACGCGGCGAUUACGCCCAGCGUAUUGAGGUGAACAACGCAGAGAUAAAAAACUUGCAGGAUCGAGAAGAUAAAGCUGUUGCUCGACAUGAGCAAGUACUGGACCGGAGCAAGGCAAGCGAGGACGCCUUAUGGGUUCUAUUGAGCGAUCUACUCGUCAAGAUAGGCGUGUUGCCUAGCGCGAACAGUAUUAAUAACAAGCCCCCAGUCCUGGUGGAGGAUGCAAACGAAUCCUGCGAGCGAUCAUACCAUGAUUGGCCCGAAGACAACUGGAACGAUGAGAUACCAGGGGAGUGGAAGGACACACCGGCUGUAGCAAAAUGGAGAAAAGCUACCGAGGUCCAGCAGUUUGAAGACCCAGAAAAUACCUGGAACAACGCAUGGGAAGACUACCCCAUGGAAGACCCCCUUAUCAUGCUGCGGGACAGAUAUACACAAAAGGCACAAGAGGCAAAUCGCGUGGAGGUAGAGUUCAACCAAAUCCGCGACCGAUAUAAGACCGAAUUAGACGCCUUCUUGUUCCAUCGGAGAAGUACUCAGCCAGACCUACAAAAAGAACCGCAACAACUUGAAGAAGAAUUUGGCCCAAUAUGGCUUCAGAAGUGCCGGGAUAUGACGGGCAAGUUUAAGGAAGCGGACAAAGAGUAUGAGGACGCAUCGCAAGCUCUCUCGGAUGCAAACCGGCGUGAUCGCGCAACUAAAAGAGAUUGCCCUGAAAUACACACUGAUCAAGUAGCAGCUAGGGAUGAAACCACGGCACCACAACACUUCAAAGACCUACUACCCCGUCGAAAGCGGCGUUUGAUCAAAGAAUGGUGCGAAGAUACUUCUAAGCAACUGAGCAAUGAAGAGGUCGAAGAGUUAAGGAGGAACACGGGCCAGCAGCAUCUUCCCAUCGACAUCGACAUACCGAGCAAUCCACUGCACAGUGGUGGCGAGGAUGUUCCCAUCGCCACAGGUCACAAACGGCGAAAGAUCGAUAGGUUCAAACGACGAAACGAGGGGCAAUGGCCGGAUACAAGCGAUGAUGCCUUGCAAGCGGUGCAUCUUGCGUGGGCUCGGGAGGUUGGAGAACACCUCUAG
Alternaria hordeiaustralica is the source of this 1302-nucleotide messenger RNA. RefSeq lists its product as uncharacterized. Lineage: Eukaryota; Fungi; Ascomycota; Dothideomycetes; Pleosporales; Pleosporaceae. The transcript has a single exon. The record is from RefSeq and is a predicted model, not a curated record. Bases 1 to 1302 code for a protein of 433 amino acids.